Molecule: messenger RNA, 4779 nt
Organism: Syngnathus typhle (broad-nosed pipefish)
Lineage: Eukaryota; Metazoa; Chordata; Actinopteri; Syngnathiformes; Syngnathidae
Product: axin-1-like
Exons: 13
Coding region: 321-2891 (856 amino acids)
Biological process (GO): negative regulation of canonical Wnt signaling pathway
Source: RefSeq, a predicted model, not a curated record
CUCUCUCUCUCUCUCUCUCUCUCUCUCUCUCCCUCGCUCGCUCAUCAUUGCUUGCCGUGGAGCCUUUCGGCCACCAUGGGGAGUUUAAGUUGAAGGGGAGGGAGGGGUCCAAAGACGUCGUCUUCAUUUCUUGUUUCUUUUCCCCCAACAUUGACGCCAAUGAAGUCUUCCUUAUGCCGCCUUGCGGAGCACGCACUCGGUGGCAGUCUCCCCAAUGCGGCACGACACGGGGAACAGCCUCUCAGAGACGGGUGAAUCGUUUGUCCGCAAAAUCAUCGCUGCCGGGGCGAGCGUGACCUCUGCCGUGCGCAACCGCAGACAUGAGCGUCGUCAGGGACUUGCACGGGAUCGGCUUCAGAGGAGGCGGGGUGCUGGCCCAUUUCACGGAGGAUGCGCCGCGGCCGCCCGUCCCCGGCGAGGAGGGCUCUGACGUGGAGGCGCCCGCCCAGUCGCCGGCCGCCCGUCCCGGCGCGGCUGCCCAAACGCCCGGCUUUCCUCUCCCGCCGUCGGCCAAGACGGCCGACUCGUCCUCGGCGACGCCCCGCCGGCCCGACCUGGACCUGGGCUACGAACCGGAGGGCUCGGCCUCGCCCACGCCGCCCUACCUGAAGUGGGCCGAGUCGCUGCACUCGCUGCUGGACGACCAGGAAGGCAUCCAGCUCUUCCGCAACUUUCUGUGCCAGGAAAGCUGCGCCGACCUGCUGGACUUCUGGUUCGCCUGCUCCGGCUUCCGCAAGACCAGCCCGGAGAAGCGGGCCAAGCUGGCCAAGGCCAUCUACAGGAAGUACAUUGUGGACGGCGCCGCCAUCGUCUCCCGGCAGAUCAAGCCGGCCACCAAGAGCUUCAUUCGAGACUGCGUGGGGAAGCCGCAUCCCGACCCCGCCAUGUUUGAACAGGCCCAGACGGAGAUCCAGGCCGCCAUGGAAGAGAACACCUACCCUCUGUUCCUCAAGUCGGACCUGUACCUGGAGUACACGCGCACGGGCGGCGAGAGCCCCAAGCUCAACCCCGGCGAGCGGAGCCCGUCGUCAGAGCCCGCCAAGCCCGCGCCAGGCUGCCUGCCCACCCUGGCGGAAGACGAGGAGUGGAGAUGCGGAGGCGGGCAGAGGGAAGCGGAGCGAGACAAAGAGCAGUGCGGGGGGGGGGACACGCCGGCAGGAAGGCUGACCCGCAGCCUGCUCAUGCAGAGCGCUCCGCACAGGACCUCCACCGGCAGGCAGCGGCAAGACCCCAGCGAGUACAGACCCUGGAGAGAGCCGGUGAACCCGUACUACGCCAACAUGGGUUACGCCCGCGCCCCCGCCACCAGCGCCAACGACAGCGAGCAGCAGAGCAUGUCGAGCGACGCCGACACCAUGUCGCUGACCGACAGCAGCGUAGAUGGCGUUCCUCCGUACCGAUAUCGCAAGCAGCAUCGCAAGGAGAUGCAUGAAAGUGCCAAAGCUAACGGACGUGUGCCCCUACCUCAUAUACCCCGCACGUAUCGCAUGCCAAAGGACAUCCACGUCGAGCCCGAAAGGUUUGCGGCAGAGCUCAUCCGGAGGCUGGACAUGGUUCUCCGGGAGCGGGAGGCCGAGGAGCGACUGGAAGAGAGGCUGAAGCGAGUGCGACUGGAAGAAGAAGGCGACGACGACGCCGACGUCGGCACCUCCGUGCCGUCGCACGGCAUUUUGCUCCCGCUCCCUUCGUCCUUCCCGCCGCUCUACGGCGCCCACUACUCUGAGAACGCGGCGGCGUCUGUCGCCGCCUACGGCGGCCUGGCCUCCAUGGGGGAUGCGCACGACGACGACCCGGAGUCCAUCUUGGACGAGCACGUGCAGCGGGUCAUGAAGACGCCGGGCUGCCAGUCGCCCGGCGCCACCAACGCGGCCUCGGGAGGCCGACACACGCCGCCCAAAUCGUCACGGUCGCCCGACGGGGGCAUCGGCCCGCCGCACCGGGCGGUGGGGCACGGGCUGCCUGCCGCCGGGGUGAAAGGUGCGCAUCAUCACAAGCAGCUGUACCAUCACCGAGCACGAGAAGGCCCCGAAGAGGCAGCGGCCUCCCGCUCGCAGCCCAACUUCCCUUGGACCGGCGAGCCGGCCCUCCAGUACGCCGCCCGCAGCCGCAACUACGCCGACGGCGCCGGAGCCAGCACCCUGGACGCAAUGGGCUACAACAGUAAAGGAAGCACGCUGUCGAGGCGAGGCAAGAAGCCGUCGGACACCUCGGGCAAAGUCGACGACGGCCGCGGCGGGAUGGACGCGCAGGUGCCCCUGGAGGACCUGGAGAGGAACCAGAAGAUCCUCCAGUGGAUGAUGGAGGGCGACAAGCAGAGAAAAAGCUCCCACGGCGGCAGCGCCGGCAGCUCCCGGCGGACGGGGGGCAGCAGCGAGUCGCCGCGCCCCGCCUCGGUGGAGCGCCCCGGGGCCGUCCAUCCCUGGGUGUCGGCCCAGCUGCGCAACAACCCCUCCUCGCCCUCGGCGGCCCAGGCGCAGCCCUCCCACCCCUUCGUCCAGGACCCCGCCAUGCCGCCCAACUCUGCGCCCAACCCGCUCACGCAGCUGGAGGAGGCCCGGCGGCGACUGGAGGAGGAGAGGCGGAGGGCGGCCAUGCAGCAAGCCAAGCUCAGCAGGCACAAGUCUGGCAAGCGGCAAGUGUGCGACAACAUGACGGUGGCCUACUACUUCUGCGGCGAGCCCAUCCCGUACCGGACCUCCGUCAAGGGCCGGGUGGUGACCUUGGGCCAGUUCAAGGAGCUGCUCACCAAAAAGGGCCACUACAGGUUUUACUUCAAGAAGGUGAGCGACGAGUUCGAUUGCGGCGUGGUGUUUGAGGAGGUGCGCGACGAAGAAGCCGUCCUGCCCAUCUUCGAGGAGAAGAUCAUCGGCAAGGUGGAGAAGGUGGACUGAAAAGUCGGGCGGGAAAACACCACGGCACGUGGAGAUAGAAGGGAUGGACAAAGUGAAGUUUUGUCACCUUUGUCGAAAAUGGCCGCCGCCCUGGACAAAUUGGCAGCGGAUGAUGUCAUCUCGCCGACCGUCACUAACCAUGCUGCCACUUCAACAAAUACCUUCGACCCUUGAACCUGCAGCUCGAUUCACAGCGGAACCGAGGGAAAGAAGUACGCAAGUCAUGCGGGACGUCGCCCGGCCGGGCCCGGCCUGGCCGGGGGGCGGUCAAGUUCUCCGCACAACCAAAGCUACGUUUUUUUUGUUGCGUUGUGUUCAAAUUGAUCUAUGAAUUGUGUAUGUACAAGGUAUGGUACUAUCCGUGCAGCCUAGUUCGGACAUAUCUCCUUGCGUUAAUGCCCCGCCCUCCGUUUCGACCGAAUUCUGUUGAUUUCUGCCACCCCUGGCCUGAUUUUGUUCGCCUUUGUCCAAUCCAGCCAAAGAACGCAAUGCUGCGCAGGUUCCCGUUAACCGCCAGGAGUCGGAAAGAUCCGUGUGGCUGGCAGGAUGUCGAUUGGGGGAAAUGUAUUUGACAAAAAGUAAAACCAGAAACGGCAGAGCUCCGACUCUCAUCUCAAAUUCCCGUUAUCCGGUCGCGUCGACGGCAGCAAACGAGUUGCGGUCGGUGGCUUCGAAACGUCCGCCUCUAACGACAGAAAAGAUUUCUUUUUAGUUUAAAAUAACUCAUCCGAAUCCCGCAUGGAAUUGCGGCCAAAGGUCGCAUCCGGGCCGGCUCGUGUGCCUUUUAGUGCUGUAAAUAGUAACCUAGCUAAUUUGGGUUUGAUUCCGAGCUCCAGGACCUAUGAAAAAAGUGCCACGAAUAGUCCAAAAACAUGGUACAUGCUUUUAAGACAUGUUCUGCCUACUAGCUACACUUAAGACAAGCGUGCGCAUCCAAAUUUCUUCAUGGAAAAAAACCCCGAUUUGGACAAACCGUUGUUUAAGAUCUUAUUCGACUCAAUGUUGAGAAAGGAUGACAAUGUCCAAUUCAAAUCAUGUACAGUAUGUUCUACAUUUUUUGUAAGUGAAUGAAAUGUAUUGUCAUUGCAAAUUUUUUAUAGACACGCUUUCAAAACAUUGCAUGCCUACUUUUAAACGUGUAGGAAGAAUAAUUGGAUGCUAUUUUACAGACAGCAACUAUAUUUGCUAUAUUACCUUGAGUCAGAUGAAAGGUGCAGAUCGCAGGUUAGACUAUUUCCUUUGUUUUAUUUAACUAUUAAAUAGUUCAAAUUUGGGCCCCCGCAGAAAAUUGGAUCAAUUGGUUUAGCCAUGUAAAGUUGCCCGUCAUUGAAGGCAGCAAAUUUGUUCGAAUGUAAAACCGAAUUUGGGAAGUUGAAUGUAUUAUUAUUAUUAUUAUUAUUCAUCGACUGUGUGCGUGUCAUGGUUAGCAUUUUAAAAAAAAAAAGUACAUUCGAAUGUGUGGACCUCUGGGAAAAGUCGGCGUCCCACCCAAACUGACGUCAACUUAUGCCUUUAUAAAUGUUUAAAAAUGAUUUGUUUAUGAAAAAAUAAUUUUAAUACUAAGCAUGUUCUGUACUUGUAACUGCCUUGCUAGUGGAUUUUUUUUUUUUUAAACACUAGCUAACAUCUCGUCCUUUGUUUCUGAAAACCAGUGCCUUUUUAUCCUGUCUUUAUUUUUGUCGAUAGAAAACCCCGAUUAAUUUCCCACUGCUUAAUUAGUUUGGCUUCAAAUGUGCCCAGCUCACUCGUCGCUCUCAUCCGGUUUUCUGUAAAUAUGUACAUGAUCAUUUCAUCCACGCGCCACAGCAAGAUGUCACUGUGCCGGUUCCACUUGUACAUUUCUUUUCAAAAAAGGUACUUCCUAAAUAAAGAUGUUGGCGAAAUGGUA